CAACACAGCUGAUGCCUUUUAUUUGGCAAAGACGUUGGCACAGUGCGGCAAACCUCAAAUGAUUUCAUUGAGUUCUUUUAUGAGGGCUUAUGAGGGCUAACAUUUUGCAGGCCAGCUGCAGCAUCCACAAAAAACUCAUUAAUUUUGCACAAUAUUGAUUGUAAUGAAAAUGCAUCUUAGGCACUGCAUGUAGAUGGAAAUUUAAGUUACCAUAUAUUGUGUGUGAGGUUGACAAAAUGAAAAUUCUGUUCCUCAGAUUUGCUGAAGGGAUCAGCAGGUUUAUAUCUGACAGGGGUUAUUGCUGAAGUGUAUAAGAAAAACUAAUGGUUUACAGGUUAAGAAAGACCUGCCCAUGUAUAAGAAAUACAUACUGAAAAUUAGUACAGUUUUUAUUGUUCAUGAUAGAUAGUUUUGCAUCUUUUUUUUUUUUCAAGCAACAGUGCCAAACAUCUGUUGUUUUCUAAAUUGUCGCCAGUGUGGGGAUUUCAGCUCUUCUCUGUUGUCAUUGUAAACUGAACAUUUUGAAGUUUUGGGCUGCUAGACAAGGCAAGGCAUAGAAGUCCCAGUGGUGUUGUUCAAUUCCAAAGUUUUGUAAUUUUAAAGACAAAUUGAUCAGUUUAUUUAAAAAAAGAUUCUCAGACUAAUUCAUUACGUAAAUAAUUGUUUGUUACAGUUCUUUUAUCCUUUGCAUAAUAAAACAAACAAACUACAAAAGGACCAAAGGAGCACAUUCCUCUGGAAAGGCUAAUGCUCUGUCUGGCAAAUUUAAAGAAAGAAAUCUGCACUCAAAUUUACUGAGUUAUUCUUUCGGCCAUGCUCAACCUCUCCUCCAUGUUUUGUGAAAUUAAGCCCGUUAGUUUUUGCUUGUUCAGGUCUCAGAACAUACCUGGGUUCUGCCUUGGCAGAGGAAUAAAAUGGCUUGGUUUUAUGAACACUCAGCAGGUGUCAGUCCUCUUGCUGUGAUUUGAUAACAUGUUGAAUUAUGGACAAUAAGAACAUAUGAAAUGAUCUGUCUUAGUCCUUUUUCCCUUUCUCUAAUGUUUUAAUGAUUAGCUUCAAAACAAUAUCCAGAAUUGACUCUUAAGACUGCAUAAUACGUCACUUCUAUGAAAACAGCAGAUAAAAUCGAAGACAAUGGAUGAAUGAGGCUGAUGUUCAGCACGCGUGUUUUUCUAGCAAUAGCUUGUGCAGCCAGCGAUCGACUGCUCUCUGUUGCCUGCUGCUCCCACGCACUGAGAGCCUCAGUGAUCCAGCAGUAUCAUUUCACCUUUUGGCUUCAGUGUGAUGGUGGACUGGCUGCUGAAUUGUUGAGUGGCCUUCAAGCACAGUGUCUUUUUCUAACUCCCUGCAUACAAAUCAUCCUGUUGUUACUUCUCUCCUUUAUGGAUUGAUUCAUUGACUAACUGUUAUUGUGGUAGAGAUUAAAAAUAUAUAUGCCCAUAAAACAGUCUAUUAGGUCCAGCUGGUUCCAGCUUUAAUUGUGCAGAAUAUCAUGCUUCUCUUUGUUUCAUGUAAUGAUUAAGUUAAUCUUGUGAGUCAAAAAAUCUAUUUGACAUUCAAUGUGGUAACUUUAAAAUGGCAUUUGUCACAUCUGGUUUCAACAAAGUGAUGAAUAACCUAGUAACUAUACAGUUGUGAACAAAACUUUGCAUACAUUUGUAAAGACCAUGUAUAACAUUCAGUCUUCCAGUGACUCUCAUAGCUCUUAAUUUUUUUAUGAUGGAAUCACUGAAACUCAUGCCAAAGAUUGACUGAUUGAUUUUUGGUUUUGUGGAAAUAUGCUGGGUCAAAAAUAGAGAUACAGCAACUUCAAUUCACAGCUUUGAUGAUGUAGAAAGCUGUGUUAAUCAAAUUUACUUAGCUUUAAAUAAGGUCCAUUUCAUACAAUGAUCAGAAUUAGUAAUGUGUUUGGAGGAGAGAAGGUGAGGCCCUUAACCCCAAGAACAAUAUUCCUACUGUCAAGCAUGGUGGUGGCAGAAUUAUGCUCUGGGGCUGUUUCCCUGCCAGUGAAACUGGUGAUUUAUACAAAGUGGAUGGAAUAUCGAAGAAGAAGGAUUACCCAAAACAGAAUAUGACAUCCGAAACACAUCAAAAAAUGGCUAAAUUAAGCUAGAAAAAAUAAGGUUUUAAACUGGCCAUCCCAAAUUCCUGAAUUAAACCCCACCAAGAACCUGUUGACUGUGAUGGAAAAACAAGUCUGUGUCAGAAAGCCAACAAAUGUACUUGGACUGCACCAAUUCUUUUAAGAACAGUGGUCAAAGGUACAAGCAGAAGCUUGCAAGAAGUUUGUAGACGGCCACCAAAAGCACCUAAUUGAGGUGAAAACAAUUUAAAAAUGUUUUGAUUAGCACUGAUAGCAAUCUUUGUGAUUGGGUUAUGGCAUCCCUAACAAUACUAUGUUUGAGGAAUUGGUGAAAUCAGCAGUAUAUAAACCCACUCCAGUUCUUUCACUUCACAGUCAUGAUACUCUGUUAUAGAGUUUGCCAUUGAGUCACAACAAUUACUGACAACUACAUAGUCAAGUUGUUAAAAAAAAUAAAGGAGACUGUCAUGGUCUUAACCUCUUAAAAUGUAACUCAGUAUUCUAAUGACCAACUUCAUUACUGGAAAAGCUUCAGGAUAUAUGGAAUAUUUCUGUUUCUAUUAAUUAGGAAAUCAGUUCAAUAACAUCUUUCUAAAACAUCUGGGCCUUCCGAUGCUCCCACAUAUAUACAGAGUUCUUUGAAGAAUUGGGAAUGAAAUUGUGCAGUGUUGUACGACUUUCAUAGUUUUCGUCGGCUGCUUUCAGUUGGUUGUUAAUGAUCCAGUCAAAAGCAGAAAAAAGCUGUCAUUGUGAACACUGGUCGAUGAUGUGCGUUUGAGGGCUGCACCAGAUGUACAGCCUUUUAAACAAACAAGAGCAGCAUUUUCCUCUUUCAGUCACAAGCCGCCUGCCUCAGAUCUGUGCUCUGUGUGUUAUGUGUGUGUGAUGUGUGUGUGUUAUGUGCGCAACAUUGGCCCCCAUCUACCACCCACUGACGACUUUGGAGAUGGUUGUCAUGGUGACACUUCAAAUGCCGGUGAUGAACUGAUCAGCAAUGGGCGAUUGUUGAGCGAUGAUUCACCAUGGACACAGAGCCGUUGAGCCAGGAGCCCUUUGUCAGUUCCAGAGUGCAGUCUUCAGCAGCAGCAGUGCAAGAUGCAGCAGCACCGAGGACGUUGCUCCUUAGCCGGGGAGAUGAUGGCCAGCGUGAGGAGACACGACCGCCGGCACUCCGCCUCGGACAUCCUGCUGAAGGUCCUGCAGCGCAGACGCAGCUCUGCCCUGGAGAUCCUCUCCUCCUCCUCCCACAGAGUGAUGGUGGCGGUCAGCGUGAACCAGCCUCAGCCCCCCACUGAGCGCAAGACCAGGAGAUCCAAUGCAAGGGUCCCGACAGCAAAGUACACCAAGAUGGGGGAGACCCUGAGGCACGUCAUCCCAGGUCACAUGCAGUGCUCCAUGGCCUGUGGAGGGAAAGCCUGUAAAUACGAGAACGCCUCUCGCUGGAGUGAUGAGGAGCAAGCCAUCAAGGGACUCUACUCGUCCUGGAUUACUGACAACUUGCUCGCUAUGGCAAGGCCUUCCACUGAAAUCAUAGAGAAAUAUAAUAUAAUUGAACAGUUUCAAAGGUGCGGUUUGAAGACGGUCAUUAACCUGCAGCGACCUGGAGAACACGCCAGCUGUGGCAACCCCCUGGAGCAGGAGAGCGGUUUCACGUAUCGACCUGAAACAUUCAUGGAGGCAGGCAUCUAUUACUAUAACUUUGGAUGGAAGGACUACGGUGUGGCAUCUUUGACUACAAUCCUUGACAUGGUGAAAGUCAUGUCCUUCGCUGUUCAAGAAGGGAAAAUGGCCGUCCACUGCCAUGCCGGUCUUGGAAGAACAGGGGUGUUGUUGGCGUGUUACUUGGUCUUCACGACUCGGAUGAACGCUGAUCAGGCCAUCCUGUUUGUGCGAGCCAAAAGACCCAACUCCAUCCAAACCAGGGGCCAGCUGUUGUGCGUCAGGGAGUUCGCCCAGUUCCUCGUCCCUCUGCGAAGCGUCUUCUCCUGUGCCGAACCCAAAGCGAGCGCCGUCACUUUGUCCCAAUACCUCACGCGGCAGCGACACCUGCUGCACGGCUACGAGGCUCGGCAGAUGAAGAACGUGCCAAAGAUUGUCCAGCUGGUGUGCCGGCUGCUCGUCGACAUCGCAGCCAACAGGCAGGUCGUGAUCGAGGAGGAGUGGCUGGAGAUCCCUGACCUCACAGCCGAAGUGGAGAAGACGGUGUCCCAGCAGGCCCUUCAGCAGCUGGGGAAGGAGAUGAGAGGGAAAGGGAUCCCUGUUCCACCCUGUUCCUCUCAUCCUCUCAGCCCACCAGCACUACAUACCAGAACCGCUCAUGAUCAGCCUCUGCCCAGCGACAACGAGCUUGACCCUCUGUGGAGGCAGCAGAAUGUAGAAAGCCCUCUGAGAUGCUCUUUGUCUGACAUCAGGCAACUCAGCCACAGCGAUUCUGUCCUUCACAUACUUGGACAACAGCAGCACUACUUAGGGAAUCUGAAGAGCAACAAACCAAUCAACCGCCUGAUCAAACAUUCCUUGUCUCACAGCAGCCUUACAGCCUGUAAAUCUCCCCGAUGUUGUGACUUCUUUCCUCAGGACAUUGCCAGAGGCAUUCAGGACCCCUAUACAGAAGUAAAACAAGACAGUGGAUCGCCCGUUUUAACAAGGCCGCUGCUGAAGGGCCAUCAGAGUUUGUCUUUAGAUCUGUCUGAGCAGGGAAGAAAAGCCCAUUGUAACGCCACACUGCCUGCCUUAUCAACCAAGAUGAAACUGGUAGCCAGCGAGGAGGAUGUGUCAGGGGGUCGAGGAGAUAAUAGAGGAGAUAACACAGAGAUUCCUUUCAUCAACCUCCAGUCUGAGCUCUCCCCGGAGAACAGACGUCUACUGGUGUCCAAAGCUCUGGCCGUGGAUCUGACAGACAAGGAUCUCUCCUCCAAAGUGUCAAUGUGGCAGACGGAGCUGAACUCCAGAGAGGGGGCGUGGGAAAGGCUGUGCAUGGAGAGAGACCCUCUGGUCCUCUCCAGUCUGAUGUGGUCGUGGCUGGAACAGCUCAAGGAUCCAGUCAUCAGCCGUGAGGAUGUUAAAGCCCUCAGUGAGAAGAACGUAAACCCCCAGAAUGCACUCGACUCCCUGGAAAAGGGUCACCGGCUCACUUUGCUCUGUAUCCUGGACUGUGCCGCUCACCUCCUGCCAGUGCCUGAACAAGUGGAGACCAGCUUUCUUAACCAAACCAUUAGAGUUUUUACUAAGAUUGACCCUGCCUCGGAGAAGAACGAAGCUUUGUACGCGACACUGAAAGCAAUCCUGACUCCCAUCCUGUACGAGAUGCGUGACAAAGCCGUGGAGGAGAACGAAGACUCCUGAUCGGCCUCGACACGAACAGUCAGACAAGAUGAAGAGUCACUAACAGGGUUCUGCUCUCAUUUGUGGGCAUUACUGCGUUUUUAAGCCACUUCUUUGCACCAGAUACUGCUGAGAUCUGCCAAUCUGUAGUCUUUGAAGCUGUUUGAUACAAGACUAUGUCAUUUUAGCGUUCUGUUUUCAUUUGAAGGUCUUAAUAGACUCCAAGUACUGCCAUUCUCUGUGUUAACGUGCCACUGUGCUCACCUUUUGUCACCUGUUCUACUGUAACUAGAUGUUGCUUUUAUUAUAUAACUCUAAACUGGUAGGAUAAACACUAAGAAACGUUUUCAUUAUGUUCAUGUACGGAGUCGGGUGGGCUUAUUUAAACCAAAAGAUGUUUUAUACACUGUGUAGAUGUUACAGUGUGUCUUAUUUAUUCAGACCUUCUUAUAUGAAAUGCAGCGAUUUGUUGAAUAGUUAGAACCCGACGACGAGUUGCAAGGUCGCUUCGUUCCUGUAGAAUGUAAAGUGUUUUCUUCAUGUCAAAAACUGUGGCUACUGUUACAGCAAUGCAAAUUCAACAGGCCACAGUGCGUUUGCUUUCUUCCAAGCAAUUCUAUGUCCUUAAUACUGUGUUUACCAAAAAAAAAAAAAACACUCUGCUGUUCUGUUGUUCAUGCAUUUGUAAAACAUGAAUCUGCCUCUCCAGUUGCGUCCAGCACAAUGCUGUCUGCCUCAAAUGAAAUUGCCUCUGUCUGUCUGCAACAACGCCUCGCCUCUGCAUGUGUGUCGGUGUGUGUUAGCGUGUGUGUGUAUGAAUGUAUGAAUGUAUGAAUGUGUGUGUAGCUGCUGAGACGAGUGGGCGCCGCCUCUCACCUCAUAUUGUGUCAUAAGUGGACACGGUGUAAUGCAGAUCUGCUGACACGCUGAAUGUGGAACGCUGAUGUUAAUAUUAAUAAUAGGAAGGACAUGAGACGUUGUACUGUGGGUUUUUUCAACAAACACUAUUUUUUCACUGUUACAAACAGCUACUUCUUACAGAAUUAAACACAACUGCCUGCAGCUUGA
This is a messenger RNA of Amphiprion ocellaris (clown anemonefish), 6475 nucleotides long. It is a transcript of the gene ptpdc1a, whose product is annotated as protein tyrosine phosphatase domain containing 1a. The record is from RefSeq and is a predicted model, not a curated record. The transcript is spliced from 9 exons. NCBI's taxonomy places the organism in Eukaryota, Metazoa, Chordata, Actinopteri, Pomacentridae. Gene Ontology annotation, biological process: protein dephosphorylation; cilium assembly. Gene Ontology annotation, molecular function: protein tyrosine/serine/threonine phosphatase activity. Bases 3179 to 5428 code for a protein of 749 amino acids.